Athalia rosae (coleseed sawfly) is the source of this 5494-nucleotide messenger RNA. RefSeq names its product protein kibra (gene kibra). Gene Ontology annotation, biological process: regulation of DNA-templated transcription; regulation of hippo signaling; negative regulation of organ growth. Gene Ontology annotation, cellular component: cytoplasm. The record is from RefSeq and is a predicted model, not a curated record. The transcript is spliced from 13 exons. Lineage: Eukaryota; Metazoa; Arthropoda; Insecta; Hymenoptera; Athaliidae. Gene Ontology annotation, molecular function: kinase binding; molecular adaptor activity. Bases 1118 to 5269 code for a protein of 1383 amino acids.
UGGGGAUGAAUUCCGAACCUCGGACCGCAUGAGCGCUGCGAGGCUCCAGGCAUGUCUCAAACUCUCAACAUGCUCCUAGGUAGCAAGAGCUAGAGAUAGCAAGACGGUCGCGUGUCCACCUUGCUUUUUUUAUUUCCAAAGCCCGGUUUUACACUCUCGCUACACUUUUAUUACAUAUACCUGUACAGGUAUAUAUAGAUUCUCAUCUUAACCUCUUUUUUUCGUUCCAUUUGAUUUUGGAUUUAAAAGUUGCCGCAAAGUUUCGUGUGAUAAAAAACAAAUAAAACAACCAUCAACUGACGAAGAAUUUAAAAAAGAAACAACGACUAUCUGCAUCUUCAUGAAGUUAUGAAAGAAGGAAGAGGAUUAAAUGUUUUAAAAAUCCAAUAAUAAUAUCAUCAACAAUUAUAACAAUAACUGCAACGACGACAAUAAUAAAUUCCGUUAAUCGUGUCAAAUAAAUAAACAAAAUAUUUGUGGUAUUAUCGAACAUAGAUUAAGAUUCACCGUGGUACAUGUACAGGGGGGGGGGGGGGGGGAGGACGGUAGAUGCGACUACUAAGUGAAUUUAAAUUUUAUUAAAUGUAAAAAACAACAGUGUACAAAAGUGUAUUACGUGUUUUAUCAUUGAUAAAAUAAGUGAGUGGUUUCAUUUCUCUUUUCUCGUUCGUCAUUAAAAUAAUUUGAAAACUAUUCGAAGUGUCGUAAGGCUACCGGUUGAAUGGGAUAUACACAUGGAAAACUAAAAAACUAAACUUGAAAAUAACAUUUGGUGCGAAUAUAUUAGGUGGUAAUUUGAUUUUAUAUUAAUUAAAAAUAUAGAUAAUAUAUUCUGAAAUUAAAGAAAGUCGGAGAAAAAGAAGGACGUAAAAUUAUAAUAAAAAAAUAAAAAUAAGAGGACGAAGGUAUCCGUGUGUUUUAACGACGACUAUGUCAAUACUCGCAUUCCGCUCUCAAGGCAACUGAAGACCCGGGAUUGGUCGUCGGGUCGGCGUGACGUCACUCCCGCUGAUGAUAAUGAGGUAUUCAAGAUGGCGGCGCUCGAGUAGCUAGUGUUUUAACGUGUGUGUGAUACCAGUUGGUGAUACCUUUGGAUGGAUUUAGAGCUUAGUGAAAUAUGCCAAGGAGAAGAAAUGGGGAGAUACCGCUUCCGGACGGCUGGGAUGUCGCCAGAGACUUUGAUGGGAAAGUCUAUUUCAUCGAUCAUAAUACCCGAAAGACUACUUGGAUUGAUCCGAGGGACAGGUUCACCAAGCCACAAACGUUCGCGGACUGCAUCGGCAAUGAACUUCCACUCGGCUGGGAAGAAGCUUACGAUAAGCACGUGGGAGCUUACUACAUCAAUCACGUUAACCAAACCACUCAACUCGAAGACCCCAGGCUCGAGUGGCGUGCCAUUCAGGAGGCGAUGCUCAGGGAAUAUCUUCAGACGGCCCAAGACGUACUGGAGGCGAAGAAGGAAAUCUAUGAUGUCAAACAGCAAAGGUUGUGCCUUGCUCAAGACGAGUACAAUCACCUCAACAAUGCCCUUACAACACUCGGUGCAUCCCGCACAAGUUUGUGCUCCAGCUCCAGCUCGUUAAGCACAAAAUAUGAUCCGGAUUUAUUAAAAUCUGAUGUCGCUCUCGCCAGAAGUCGCGUGUCGCGGCUCAAGCGAGAAUUGGAGCAAAUACGUGCAGAGAUGAACUGUACUCAACGUGGCGUUGACACUCUUGCCAGCGUGGAGCAAAAACUUAGUGCGCACAAUGGUGGGUGCUACAACAUUACAGAAGCUCAAGCGAUUAUGACGGAAUUAAGGAAUAUUCAAAAGUCCCUGAGUUCUGGAGAAAAAGAAAAAGCUGAGCUUAUGCAGUCCUUGGCUCAACUCAAAGAUGAACUCACCAGGUUACAGCUGUGCGAAGGUAGCCCAGAGGCGAGUACGCUCAGUCUUCCACAAGAAAAACUUAGUACGGCUUCACAGACUGAUCUGUCUGGGGAAUUGGUACCCAUCGGUACUAGACUUGCAGAAAUGGCUAGGAUGAGGCUACAGUAUGACGAAGCUAGGAAAAGGAUACAACAUAUCCAACAACAGCUCGCUGACUUGGAAGAAAAGGUGACUCCUGGUCAGACGGAAAGCGAUAAGGAUAAAUUACUGUUGUUCCAAGAAAAAGAACAGCUUCUUAGAGAGUUGAGGAGCAUCACACCGAGGACCAGAACUCAGCAAGAUAUGAAAGAAAUACAAUGCGAAAUCAGGAGAUUAGAACAGGACCUCAACAAUGCUUUGGAAUUGUCGAACAAGACUAUCACCGACAGAGUAAGAUUACAUGAAGAAAAACAGCUUCUGCUUCAACAACUCAGAGACGCUUUAAGGUCAAUGGCCUUGUUGGAGGGUCAGCUUAAAACUUUGAGCGCCAGCACGUUGUCAGUAAGCAGCAGCUCUAGCUUGGGUAGUCUCAGUACGACAAGCAGCAAAGGUUCGUUGAGUUCAGGUCUCAGUUUCACCGACAUUUAUGGAGGUCCACAAUGCCUGGGACCUGUGCAACAAGAAAGGCCAGUAGACAUGGUUGAUCUUCAUCGACGGGUAGAAAGACUGCUCAGAGGAUCGGAGCAUAGUUUGGGGACACCAUCGCCUGGAAGGUCACAGCCUAGUCUAUCUCCCAGGUCGAGUUUAUCGAGCGUCAGUCCACCGGUAUCACCUUUGUACGAAAAUGCACCCAUGGGACCUCCUCCCGCGUACGAACAAGUCGAACUUCAAAGGCGGCAGCAAAGACUAUUGGCUUCUGCUUCGCCGUUGGAUCGCAAUCAAUUAGAAGAUAAACUUGCAGAGCUUAGACUGAGUCAGCAAGCUAUUCAAGAACAGCUAUCAGCCAAUUCCGAACACUUUAAAAUGAGCCCACAACCACCUGUUGAAUUCCAAUCUGGAAAUAUGUCACAAGGAAGCGGCCUAGGCAGGCCUGCAAUGCCUUUGCCACAAGAGCCACCAUUAUCACCGAUAAGCGAGACGCCCCCACCAUUAGGAAUCAGAUCCCGAGCCAGUAGUUCUGGUACAAAUACCCGUUCUGUAUCAGCAGCUGUAUCUGACGAAAGCGUUGCUGGAGAUUCAGGUGUAUUUGAGGCAUCAAACCGACGGAGGUUAUCUGGUUUACUAGGCGUCGAUCCGCUCGCGCUAGGAGAGAUGAACCUAGAAACGGCACAAGUUCAAAUUAAGCUAAGGUAUUCAGUAAGUGACGGAUUACUACACAUUGGUAUAGAACGUGCUAGAAAUUUGGCUGCUCUGUUCAUUCCCGACAACACGCAAGUAUACAUUAAAGCAGCCUUGCUUCCGAUGCAGCCUCCAGUUAGUCAUAUGUGCUGCACAAAACCUGUAAUGGAUCUGCGCAAGCCUACGUUUGGAGAAACAUUCCCCAUAUCUGUGCCACUCAAUAAGUUAUACACAAAAACUCUACAAGUCAAUGUUUGGUGUACUGGCGGCGAGUCUGAGGAGUGCUUGGGCUCAGCCCAAGUCUCGCUGGCAGACUUCAGCCACGAAUCACCAAGUGUAAAGUGGUACAACAUCCUCUCCUUCCGCUUUAUGCAACCGUCAACAUCUGAUACUCCGAGUGGUAGCAAUGCAGUUGCUGGCAAGCAGGCAAAACACGACAAACAAGAGUCUGAUGUUUCGAUGUACAGAAGCACUCAGGCACAAAAUACAAAAGAGGAAAGUAGCGACGAGAGCACCAUAAUCAGUUCACAAACGUCAACGCUAACCCGAAAUCAAGGCUGUGAAGAAUUACAAACUGCCGUCUCGUUACGGUUGGAAGAAUUAGCCAAUUGUCUUGGGAGUCCAGAAGAGGAAGAUGAAGAUGGGGAUAGCGAUAGUGGAAGUGAAGAUAGCGACGAAGAGGGAAUUAUCGUAGAGUUUAUGAUAGAGGACAACAUUUUAGAGGAUGUACUGGAACACGAGGAGGACGACGAACUUGCUGAAGAGGAAGAAAACCAUACUCAAGACAAAGAAACAAACACCGAAUGCAUAUUUAUUCCUGAACAAGGCAAGCAGAGAAAGUUAUCAGCAGCAGGUGUUGUUCCAGGAGCAAUUCAUGAUGAUAAAAAUUCGAUUGUCAUAAAAAGAAGCCAAACAUUCUCCCCUAGUGCAGCUGUCAGCAGAAAUCACUACAUCUGCAGGUUGAACCGUAGCGACAGUGACAGCAGUAUGCCACUCUACCGGCGAGGGGGUCCAUUCCAACGUAACUCGGUUGAAAGACGAUCUCUGCGUUGGCGAAGACCGUCUUCAGCUCUCAGCUGCAAAACGCCUUCGAAGAAAUCGAACCAUCUGCCAUCAACUGCUAGAACUUCAUUAGAUCUUGAAUUAGAUCUGCAAGCACAACACGCGAGGUUAACCAAUUUACAUGACGAAUUGGGACGUCUGAGGGAUUUGAAGCAGAGGCUAGAACAAGCCAGAGAAAAGGGUGACACGGAACUAGCUUCUUGGCUGUUAGAAGAUCAUAAAUUCCAAAAUCUUAUGGCUCAGGCCGAGUCUGGAAAAAAUGGCAAAAGUGCCGAGGAUAAAAAGGUCGAAAAAAUGUUGAAAAAGACUUCAAAGGAGAUUUAUAAAUUGCGCAAGACCAAAGCUGGAAAGGGAAAACCAGACAUCAUCUCCUUCAAAGAAAAAAUGGCUUUCUUCACGCGUGUCAACUUGAACGUUCCGGUGCUGCCUUCUGAGGAAUUGAUGUCAGAGAAUGUAACAACACUCCCGCUCUUACCACACAGACGACACAUGUCAGAACCGGCUAGCAGCCAGUCGGUUGUCACAGUUUCUAGAACCAACGUUUAUAGUGUUUCCAAUAAUUUAGUAACUAACGCAACAACAAAUACUGCCGUAGCUACGAGUGGCACAAGAACAAAUAGUGUUGCAAGUAAGACAAACAGUGCUCCGAGUAAAGCAAACAGUGUGGUGAACAAAUCGAACUGUGUAACACACAACGUAAACAGUGCGAAUCAGGCUACAAACGAAUCUGGUAUUUCAACGGAAAAAUUAAACCUCAACGCGGAUAGUAAACAGUGUCAGAGUGAUCAGGCAGAAGAUGGUGUAAAGUCGUCAGAAGCAGCAGAGAGUGGUAGCGGUGGAGAACCUAAAAGAAAGAGUGAAGUUAACGAUAACGUGGUUAUUCUGCCAUUCAGUUUAUCCACGGAUUGUGAUCUCUUUUUCUUCCGUUCCCGGAGAAAGAUUGACAGCCAGCAAGACGAUGUCACCGCGCAUCCAAGACACAAGUCUCGUCAGUUGAUCUGCAAACUCGUUAAUUACAUUUUUUAAGUGAAAGAGAUUACGUAUAUGAAUUAUCUAGCUAUAGAUCACUUCGUGAAAUAUUUGAAACAAUGAAUACAAUAGCAACUAUUGUCGAAUUUCUUGUACCACAUUUAUUGUGAGACCAAAUUCCUCUAUUUGAAUAGAACCAUGAUGUACAUUUGUUGUUGUGUUGAAAUUUAUUUCUGGUUUCUCAAAACUGAAUAAACAAGAAAACCAGCUCGUAUUAUUGAA